UGGAAACUCAAAGUUGGCAAAUGUAAUUAAAAUGCUGCACGCGGGCAGCCCUAUCACAUGUUUACAUGCCGCGCGGCUGUAGGUAUUUAUUUCAAAAAUACGGCCGAGUUACUAUACUGCUUAUUAUAUCUACUGUGUCCAAACGCAGAGGUGUACCGCGAAUAGGUGUUUAAAUAUAGGGGCACUUAUGGGAGGCAAGAUGAAAAGUUGAAAAAAAACCGUUUGCAUUGUGCAAACUGCAUCGUGUGAUACAUCAAUUGAAAGAGCGUGAUAAAAGCAUGUUUAAUGUAUUUUUUUUAAUAUUGAAAUAAAUAGUUUUCAAGUUAUUUACCAAAACAGACAACAACUGAGAAAACCCGUUACUCGAAAAAUAUCAAAUCAAAAAUUUAGAAAAAAAUACAAAGCUUAGUUUUUUACUUGAACAUUUUUGUAAUAAAUUUAUAGGUACUCCCAAAUUUUUGAAUACGAAGGUCACUUUUUUGGGGGCAAGAUGGACAAAUAAAUAAAAUAAUUUUUUGGAGCUCCAACCACGGAGCUCUCAAUUUAUAACUCUUUUUUACAUUUACAUAAUAAUUGUACGCGGUGCAUACAGUACGUAACAGUCAUUUUGGUUCAACUUAUUUGCCGGGACCUUCACAGGUACCUUCCGUGGCAUCGGGCGCGGGCGGCGCGGGGUACCGAAUAGAAUUCCGAUUGUUUGUUUGUUUAUUGUGCGUGUCACAAGCAAAGGUUAUCAAUCGUUAAAUUGAAUAGACAUCAGACAUCAGCUCGCAGCGUCUGCAGCGGCAGCGGCACGUACGCGAGCGAGUACGUGGGCACGCAAAGGAAUCACGUCGCGGCGCACCGCGCAAGGUCGCGCCGGCGGUACGUGCGGCGGCCGGCGAGGGACAAUUAGCGCCCAGUGGCCACUGGGCAGCGGCCGCACUCGCACGCGACAUGGGCGCCGCGUGGGCGCUGUGGGCGGCGUGCGCGCUGUGGGCGAGCGGCGCGCGCGCGCUGCUGCCGCCGGGCGCCGAGCGGCUGCGCGCCGGCGUGGGCGGCUACGCCGUCAUGAACUGCCUGCUGGACUUCCCCUUCGGCAUCGAGAUACCGUACCACCUGCAGUGGGACCACGACGGCGAGGUGAUCUUCUCGUGGUACAGCGGCGACGCCGAGCCGCGCGUGGCCGACCGCUGGGCUGGGCGCGUGCGGCGCGUGGGCGGCGGGGCGGGCGGCGCGGGCGGCGUGCUGGGCGGCGGCGCGCUCAACGUGAGCUCCGUGCGCGAGACAGACGCGGGGCUGUACCGCUGCCGCGUCAGCUUCCCCAACCGCACGCCGCCCGCUCGCAACAACGGCACCUUCUACUACCUCGACGUAGAUGGCGCGGGAGGCAACCUGAUCGCCACGCCGCCCACCAACGUGACGGUGCUGGAGGGCGAGUGGGCCGAGCUGCAGUGCGCGCCCGCCAGCGCCGCCUGGCGCGUGCAGUGGCUGCGCGGCGCCGAGCCCGCGCCCGCGCCCGCCGCCAACGGCAGCCUGCUGCUGCGCGCCGCCGCCGCCGACCGCGCGCGCUACGAGUGCCGCGUGUCGGCGCCCGACGGCCGCGCGCAGAGCGCCGCCGCGCACCUCGACGUGCAGUACGCGGCGCGCGUUACGCACGCGCCCGCCGAGCGCCUGCUGGCGCACGGCCGCCCCGCCAGCCUCGACUGCCACUUCAGCGCCAACCCGCCGCUCACCAACCUGCGCUGGGAGAAGGACGGCUUCCUGUUCGACCCCUACAACGUGCCCGGCGUGUUCUACAGCCGCAACGGCAGCCUGCUGUUCAACCGCGUGGACGAGUCGCACGCCGGCGAGUACUCCUGCACGCCGUACAACGCGCUGGGCUCGGCGGGCGCGUCCCGCGGCGUGCGCGUGCGCGUGCUGCGCCCGCCCGCGCUGGCCGCCGCGCCGCCGCCGCUGCUGCUGGCGCGCGCGGGCGCCGCCGCCGUGCUGCCGUGCGCGCCGCGCGCGCAGGAGCCCGCGCCCGCCGUGCGCUGGAGCCGGCGCGACGGCCGCCCGCUGCCCGCCGGCGCGCGGCUCAGCGGCGGCAACCUCACGUUCGGCGCCGUGGCGGCCGAGGACCGCGGCGUGUACGUCUGCCGCGUCAGCAACGACGCGGCCGAGCUGCGCGCCGAGAGCGAGCUGCUGGUGGAGGCGGCGCCGGCGCGCGCGCCGCACGCGCUGGCGGCCGCGCCCGCGCCCGGCGGCCUGCGCCUGCGCUGGGCGGCCGGCGGCGCGGCGGACGCCGAGCACGCCGUGUGGUACCGCGAGCGCGGCGCGGGCGAGUGGCGCACGCAGCGCGUGCUGACGCGCGGCGCCACGCACGCCACGCUGCUGGGGCUGCGCGCCGGCGUCGAGUACGAGCUGCGCGUGCUGGCGCAGGACCACGUCGGCGACGGGCUGUUCAGCAAGCCGGUGUUCGCGCGCGCCGCCGGGCCCGCGCUCGACGAGGACGCCGCCACCGAAGUCGCGACGGAGGCGGAGGAGGCGGAGGAGGAGGCGGGCGAGGCGACGGACGCGCCCGACGCGCCGGCGACGGACGCCGCGGCGCCGUGGGGCGCGGAGGAGCCGCUGGAGGUGAGCGUGCGGCUGGUGGACGAGGGCGCGCUGGUGCUGUGGCGCGGCGCGGGCGCGGGCGCGGGCUGCGAGCUGCGCUGGUACGAGGACGCGGCGGAGCGGCGGCUGCUGGCGGUGCAGCGCGCGCCGUCGGACUACGCGCUGGUGCGCGCGCUGGAGGAGGGCGGGCGCUACUGGGCGGCGGUGCGCUGCGCGGGCGCGGGCGGCGGCGCGGCGCUGGCGGUGCCGCGGUACGCGCGCCUGCGGACCGUGGCGCUGAGCUCGGCGGGCGCGGCGCUGCUGCUGGCGGCGCUGGCGGGCGCGCUGCUGGCCGCGCGGCGCCGCCUGCGCGCCGGCAAGCGCGCGCGCUGACUGCACGGCCGCGGACACCUUGUCGAUGACGAUUGAGUACGAUACGGACGAGUACGAUACAGCAGGAGAUAUAUAGCAGUUAAACAAAUACAGUAGAGUAGAGAUGAGCGCACACUAUAACAGUAUACGCUCAGACUAAUUGACCAACAAUAUUCAAUAAUGUUUGUAAUACAUAAGGACUAGAAAUUGUCUAUAAUUUUUUGAGUAAAAUGAAUGUAGAUUAGAUCUUCUACUCACUAAACUAGAAGUCGUUGACCGUGUUUACACCAUUCAACUACAACAUAAAGGUAUUUUACGGAGCUCUAUACCCGACGAUCAGAUUACAACUACGAAACAACGAUUCUGUAAAGAGCUUUUAUAACCGCAUUAAAUCGUUGAAUACGAGUAUAGUUUGAUAGAAAAGUAACGUCUAGCGAGACAGGCCAGGAACAAACUACGACGUAGGCCACCCACACAAUAAAUAUACUUAAAAACACAUAUUUUUUACAGUAAGUAUGCCUACUAUAUUAGACAAUGAUUUACACUUUUGCAUACGUUACGUACACAAGGCUACAAGGCUACAAGGCUACAAGGCUACAAAAUCACCGCAAAAAGUGUUCCGAACUCGGCGACUCCACUGGCUUCACCGCACACAUGCUCAAUUAUGUUUUUACACUUCGAACACACAACUCGGUGUUGUAGACAAUAUUAUUUAUAUUAUUGUGCUGACGUAUCUUUGGCCUGUCUACGACUAAAUGAAAUGACGACAAUUGGCUGACUUUGUUCGCGUUACACCACCGAUCGUUUCGCCGCGCUAGCGCCGCGUCUGCUCCACAAUCAAUGAAUUGGAACAAGAACGUCAGCGUGGUCGUACAUCUCCGGUCGCCGACAAGAGACCUUCUCGUUUUGAUAUAAACCCAUUUAGUUAGAUAAACUUUACUUAUUAUUUAUUGAGCCAACAGCAACAAAAACAUAUUAACAAUUAACUUAAAAUAUAAAUUAAAACUAAUAAUUAACAUUAAGUAUAUUAAUUUUAAAUUUAAAAUAACUAAAACAUUUAUAAGAAAUACACGCCAUAUGUUUGUUCACCCAGAGUAAUGUUACACAACAUUACUCUGGGUGCAGGGUGCACAUACAAUACGUAGGCAAUUUGUAGAUGACCUAGGUUAUGUAUGCAUAUAAUGAACAAUCAUAUUAAUUUAUAUGUUUCCAGAACGCCCCAGGUAAAUCAUACAUUGUCUAGGCAAUGUAUAGACUACCUAAGUUAUACACAUACACAUAUGCCGGUAGUAUUUAAAUAUAUCAUUUUGUUUUGUUUCGUAUUUAUCAAACGUCGCGUCGCUAGCUAACGUACGACAGGUUUAAUGCGUUUCUCACCUACAAAAUAUAGCUUUAUUUUAAUAAAUGUGGACGGAAUGAAAGCUAAUUAGUUAAUUAGUGAACAAAAUCAAUUUAGAACCCUCCACACGACGACGCUAGGCCCUGUCAGUUCCUGCGUCCGCGUGUCUUUCGUUUUUGUACGAUGCAACCUUUAUGACAUUUCAAAACAACGUGCCCAAUACAAUAAUACAAUAAAUAUAUCAGCGGUAACGUCGGCGCGGCGGCUCGACGUUAGCGUACUUAUGUACGAGCUGCGAGUAGCGACGACCGCAGCGUUUCCGUGACGUCAUGAAGCUUGCAUCGCGCUGUACCUAAUCAUUUCUAAUUAAAAAUUGUACAUACGUACCUGCUAUAUAUUUUUUUUUCUCUCUGUUAAUAGUUAUGAUAAGUCAAAUUGUUUGCGUGAAUGAAGUAUUUAGAUUUUGUUUAUUUUUAAAAUAAAAGGUUUUUUUAUAAA
Messenger RNA from Bicyclus anynana (squinting bush brown), 4762 nucleotides. RefSeq names its product protein borderless (gene bdl). Gene Ontology annotation, biological process: cell-cell adhesion. The record is from RefSeq and is a predicted model, not a curated record. Lineage: Eukaryota; Metazoa; Arthropoda; Insecta; Lepidoptera; Nymphalidae. The transcript is spliced from 3 exons. The coding region runs from base 937 to 2946 and encodes 669 amino acids. Gene Ontology annotation, molecular function: protein binding.